Molecule: messenger RNA, 1992 nt
Organism: Aspergillus puulaauensis
Lineage: Eukaryota; Fungi; Ascomycota; Eurotiomycetes; Eurotiales; Aspergillaceae
Product: putative GTPase activating protein for Arf
Exons: 4
Coding region: 1-1992 (663 amino acids)
Biological process (GO): endocytosis; intra-Golgi vesicle-mediated transport; endoplasmic reticulum to Golgi vesicle-mediated transport
Cellular component (GO): Golgi apparatus
Molecular function (GO): GTPase activator activity; protein binding
Source: RefSeq, a predicted model, not a curated record
AUGGUCGCCGGUAUCAGUAAACGCCAGCAGCUGCGCAAUGAGCGUGCCCUGCAAGAUCUCAUCCGAUCGGUUCCUGGCAAUGACCGAUGUGCCGACUGCUCAGCUAUGAACCCAGGAUGGACGAGCUGGAAUAUAGGGGUUUUCCUUUGCAUGCGGUGUGCAGCACUGCACAGGAAGAUGGGAACGCAUAUAUCCAAGGUCAAAUCCCUGAGUAUGGACACCUGGUCCGCGGAACAGGUCGAUAAUAUGAAAUCCUACGGAAAUACCAUCGUGAACAAGAUUUACAACCCUCGGAACAUUCAGCCGCCCGUCCCAACCGACAUCGACGAAGCCGACGCAUGUAUGGAACGGUUUAUCCGGCAGAAGUACCAAACGAGGACAUUAGAGGAUGGGAGACCGAAGCCACCAAGCCGCCAGGAUCCUAGCUAUACAAGGGCCGAGUCACCAGAGGGCUCUCCUCCGCCAUUGCCCCCGAAACCUUCCAGGCCGUUCGGAUUUGGUCUUCGAUCUGCUUCAUCCGCUACGAAUCUUAGCCAGCCGACUGCCAGCAACCGUGUCCCAGAAUCGCCCGUCACCGAGGCGCGCCGCGGGUCAUUUGAGCUCAAACUCGCAAGGUUGAAGGAGAUGGGUUUCACCAACGAGCGCAGGAACACAACGGCCCUCAAAGGACUGGACGGGAACUUCGACAAGACUGUUGAGACAUUGGUGAGGGUGGGAGAAGGCAAGCAGACACCGCAGACCAGGACACCGGCUGCCACAACACCCUCGGUUGGGGCGUCAGUUAAUCCAUUCGAUCUAUUGGAUGCCAAACAGCCCGCCCAGCCGGCGCAGCCAAAUGGACAAAGUUAUAACCCUUUCGACAUGCCUACCCCGCAGGCCCAGCCUCAACCGCAAGCAGCUCCUACGCAAUCGCUUGAGCAGUCGUUUCAGAACCUUCAGGUGGCACAACCCCUAUUCCCACACUCCACCGGCGGAUAUCCAAACACACAGACUUCACUAGCCCAGCCUGGAUACACUCAGCCUGCGGCACAGCCAUUCGCUCCACAGGCCGGGUAUCCUGCCUCCGCACAACCGCUUGACAGCGGGAAUAACCCAUUCUUCCAGACUGGAGCUCAGCCGCAAGCCAGUCUCAACACGCCUACUCAGAAUCCUUACUCUGCCCAAACAAACCCAUUCUUCAGCCAAGGACCAGCGCAACCACAGCAAACACCAUUCCAGAGCCAGAGCCAGACGCAGACGGCCACGACGGCUCCUGGAGCUGGUUUCCCACAACCGCUCCGGCAUGCAAACACCAUGUCGCCGAUGCCGUCGUCACCAUUUGGACAACCAUCCCCGUUUCAACCGCAACAGCAGCAACAGGGGCUUCAGCAGUCGCAGCUUGGGGUACAGACGGCACAGGCUGGGCAGAGCCCAUUCAAUCCCUUCCAAUCUUCGACUGCUCCCAACACCCCGCUGAGUAACUAUCCGCCUCAGUCCCCGUUUGGCCAGCCGCAAUCUGCCCAACCGCUUGCCACCCAACCUACGGGACGGGUUGAUAAGAACAGCAUACUUUCUUUGUACAAUUUUUCCGCACCGCCUCCUUCCAUUCCAGAACAGCCACCAACACAGCCUACUGCAGCUUUUGGAGGGCCUACGCCGUUUGGAGGGCCUUCACCAUUUGGAGGACCUUCGCCAUUUGGACAGGCCCAGAACCAGCAAGCUGCUCAAUUCCAACCAUCAAAUCCUACCAACACCCAACCGCAAGCAACCAUGGACCCGCAGGCUGGGUCACGAAAUCCAUUUAUGGGGUUCCAAGCCCCUGGGACACAACAACCAGGCCAGAUGCCAACCCAACAGGCUGCAUACGGGAUGGCCAUGAACUCGGCCAACCCAGCCGGCAAUGCGGGGUUCAUGCGAGCGCACAUGAGCCAGCAGAGUGUAGAUAUAAACGGCUUCCAGAACGGCCGGCAUAGCCCGGAUGCUUUUGCCGGCCUUAGCGCACAACAACGGUGA